AUGGAUGACGCCAAUCCAGUUGGAACCCUGAUGGAAUGUGGAAGCAAGUUGAGCAAGCAUGAAAAUGCAGAGAUUGUGGAUCCAACUCUUUACAAAAGUUUGGUUGUAAAUUUACGUUACUUGACAUGUACAAGGCCGGAUAUUCUCUAUUUCGUAGGAGUAAUAAGUCGCUACAUGGAAGCUCCAACAAUAACUUACUUCAAGGUGGCAAAGAGAAUCCUUCGAUACAUCAAAGGUACAAUAAACUUUGGCUUGCACUAUUACUCUUCUAAUAAUUAUGAGAUUGUUGGCUAUAGUGAUAGCGAUUGGAGUGGAGACUUAGAUGAUAGAAAGAGCACUAUUGAUUUUGUGUUAUUUAUGGGAGAUACUACUUUCACUUGGAUGUCAUAG
Vicia villosa (hairy vetch) is the source of this 390-nucleotide messenger RNA. RefSeq names its product secreted RxLR effector protein 161-like. NCBI's taxonomy places the organism in Eukaryota, Viridiplantae, Streptophyta, Magnoliopsida, Fabales, Fabaceae. The record is from RefSeq and is a predicted model, not a curated record. Bases 1 to 390 code for a protein of 129 amino acids. The transcript has a single exon.